Messenger RNA from Anolis sagrei ordinatus, 2042 nucleotides. The record is from RefSeq and is a predicted model, not a curated record. NCBI's taxonomy places the organism in Eukaryota, Metazoa, Chordata, Lepidosauria, Squamata, Anolidae.
CCCUUUCUUUCCCGACGCGGAGGCGAAGAGGAGAGAGGCUGCCGGGCGGGAAGGGCGCGGCUCGCCCCAGCGGAGGGUGAGCGAGCGAAUUUUUGUGGGUUGGCACCCUUCUUCUCUCAAAGCUCCACUUCAGCAUGGCCUCAGGAAAUGGCAAUGACCCAACAGACAGGAGGAGGACGGAGAGACGCAGAUCAUCCAUGGAAACUGCAUCAGAAGACCAGGUGGCUCAGGAGACGGAGGAGGUGUUCCAGAGCUACGCUUUCUACCGGUAUCAACAGGAGCGGGAGCAGACUGAGGGGGAUGUGCCACAUGACCCAGAAAUAGCUGAGGUCCCACAUGAGCCAAAUAGCACAAAUUGCCUGGUGGGCAGGCGCCUGGCCACUAUUGGUGACGACAUCAAUGCCCGCUAUGACAAGGAGUUCUCGGAAAUGUUGAAGUCACUCCAGCCAACAAAGGACAACGCCUAUGAGUACUUUAUUAGAAUAGCCAGCAGUUUGUUUGAAAGUGGCAUAAACUGGGGCCGUGUGAUAGCACUGUUGGGCUUUGGCUACAGGAUGGCAAUCCAUGUAUACCAGCAUGGGAUAACUGGAUUCCUGAGGAGAAUUGCACGCUACAUGGCUGAUUUUGUUCUCCGCAACCGCAUCGCCCGGUGGAUUGCCCAGCAGGGCGGAUGGGUGGCAGCAUUGGACUUAAGCAACGUGUACUUGAAGUAUGUGCUGAUAAUGGCGGCUGUGAUCUUGCUAGGCCAGUUUGUGGUGCGGCGCUUCUUCAACCCAUGACAGGAAAGGAGAGGCUGCUGGCCCCAGUUGCCGGCCAGUCUUGGACUCACUGCUCUGCAGUGAUCAUUUUGAAGAGAGGAGAAAUCCAAAAACAACCAAAGGAAGCCAGAUGUGCUUUACCAGCUUCUGCUCCAGAAUUGUCACCAGUUUAUUAACCAUCCACAUGGAGACUAAAAAAAAAAGCAAAUCCAGAGCAUAGUAUUUUACAAAAUGGGUGGAAGUGAGCAUAGGAAAGGAUGUAAUCACUUUGAGAGGUUUCAGGGGCCAGUGUUGUGAGAAGGCAAAAGGGAUACAUUUUCCUCCAGAAACUUCCUUAAGAAGAAUGAAUUUUCUCCCCCAAACUUACAACGUUCUCAGGGCCAGUUGAACCCUCGCCCCUCUGAAAAGCAGGUGCAUGAGCCCCACGUAAUGUGGCUGCUUGCUCCCCCUGAAUGUGUUGAGAUCAAUCUUUUAACAUCCACUAGCUUUUCUAUCACUGAAAUAAUUAUGUGGCUUUUAAUUGUGUAAACCUAUCUGUAGAUUUAUCUGAAGAUCAUGUGUGUACUUAGCACCAUCUUGAAAGGAUGUGGGAAAAACCUGUAGCCCAUAGUCUUCAUCCUUCCUACAGGGAGUUGGACUCCAACUGCAGGGGGCUUUAUACCACCACAGUCCCAGCUAAACCGAAUGAAAUAAAUCCCCUCUAUAAUCUCCAAUCAGAUAUGAUGGAGAGAAUUCAGUUCGCACCCUCAACUGAUAUUGACUUCCAGCCAUCUCUGGAAGUGCUUGCUGAAAGUCCUGUUGCUUUCUCUGGUCCAAAGAUGGCCAGUGGGAAGAAGAACACAUAAUCUCAAGAUCCUGCUUCUAUCAGACCUUUCAAAUGCAAGGAAGCCAAAAUUGGACCCUCAGCCAAACUUGCAAGCAGUAGCCAAGUCCUAAUUAGGACUUAGACAGUUCUGGCUGAGAGCACUAUGAAGUCUUUCACCAUUUCUUCAUGCAAAGAGGGAAUGCAUAGAGUGAACUGGAAUCUUAGCCAAAGUAGAAGGUUGAAAUGUUUUUGCCCAGUUGUGCCAAGGCAUAGCCACUAAGUACCACUGGGUGGGUUUCUGGACCACACCAGGAAGUCAUUCCGUAACCCUGCUCUGAGAUCUGUGUAUAUGCCAGAAGAGUGUGUACCUAAUGCAUUUUCAAGAAUGGAGUGGAUUUUUGCAAUAAUGUUACAUAUGAACUUCUCCUCCAUCCACCUAAUGACUUCAUAAGACAGAUGUAGAACUCUGUGGAGCUCUA